This is a messenger RNA of Pipra filicauda (Wire-tailed manakin), 735 nucleotides long. Its product is annotated as olfactory receptor 14C36-like. Gene Ontology annotation, molecular function: olfactory receptor activity; G protein-coupled receptor activity. The record is from RefSeq and is a predicted model, not a curated record. The coding region runs from base 1 to 735 and encodes 244 amino acids. Gene Ontology annotation, cellular component: membrane. Gene Ontology annotation, biological process: G protein-coupled receptor signaling pathway. The transcript has a single exon. NCBI's taxonomy places the organism in Eukaryota, Metazoa, Chordata, Aves, Passeriformes, Pipridae.
AUGCACAAUUCCCUCUGGGACACCAGAACCAUCUCCUACACAGGAUGUGCUGCACAGGCCUUUUUCUUUUAUUUCUUCAUCACAGCAGAGUAUUUCCUCCUCACCAUCAUGUGCUACGACCGCUACGUUGCCAUCUGCAAACCCCUGCACUACGGGACCCUCCUGGGCAGCAGAGCUUGUGCCCACAUGGCAGCAGCUGCCUGGGCCACUGGGUUUCUCUAUUCUCUGCUGCACACAGCCAGUACAUUUUCCCUGCCCCUGUGCCAGGGCAAUGCCCUGGGCCAGUUCUUCUGUGAAAUCCCACACAUCCUCAAGCUCUCCUGCUCACACUCAGGCUACCUCAGGGAAAUUGGGCUCAUUGUGUUUAGUGCCUGUCUAAUGAUUGGGUCUUUCAUUUUCAUUGUGUUCUCCUAUGUGCAGAUCUUCAGGGCAGUGCUGAGGAUCCCCUCUCAGCAGGGACGGCACAAAGCCUUUUCCACCUGCCUCCCUCACCUGGCUGUGGUCUCCCUGUUUAUCAGCACCUUAUUCUUUGCCCACCUGAAGCCCCCUUCCAUCUCCUCCCCAUCCCUGGAUCUUAUUGUGUCACUCAUGUACUCAGUGGUGUCUCCAACACUGAACCCCCUCAUCUACAGCCUCAGGAACCAGGAGCUCAAGGAUGCCCUGAGGAAACUGAUAACAGAGUGUUUUUCAGAAGCAAUAAACUCUCCUUCUUCUCCAUGUUAUGGACCUCAUUAA